This is a messenger RNA of Galeopterus variegatus (Sunda flying lemur), 1572 nucleotides long. It is a transcript of the gene TRADD, whose product is annotated as TNFRSF1A-associated via death domain. Gene Ontology annotation, biological process: extrinsic apoptotic signaling pathway; positive regulation of canonical NF-kappaB signal transduction. The coding region runs from base 90 to 1070 and encodes 326 amino acids. The transcript has 6 exons. The record is from RefSeq and is a predicted model, not a curated record. Gene Ontology annotation, cellular component: tumor necrosis factor receptor superfamily complex. Gene Ontology annotation, molecular function: transmembrane receptor protein tyrosine kinase adaptor activity. NCBI's taxonomy places the organism in Eukaryota, Metazoa, Chordata, Mammalia, Dermoptera, Cynocephalidae.
UCCUUUACGGAAGAAAUCGCCGAUGUGUGGGCUGGGAAAGUUCUAGGAGGCGAUGGCCGUGGGCACGAUGAGAACCCAGGUCCCAAGCAAUGGCAAAGGAGAUUUACCCCUUCCCUCCAGUUCGGCCCCAAGGAGGUGAGAUGGCAGCUGGGCCAAAUAGGCAUGAAGAGUGGGUGGGCAGCGCAUACCUGUUUGUGGAGUCCUCGCUGGAGGAGGUGGUCCUGUCAGAUGCAUAUGCACACCCCCAGCAGAAGGUGGCCGUGUACAGGGCUCUGCGGGCUGCAUUGGCAGAGAGCAGCGGAAGCCCGGAGGAGCUGCAGAUGCUCAAGAUCCACCGUGGCGACCCGCAGCUGAUUGUGCAGUUGCGUUUCUGCGGGCGCCAGCUCUGCUGCCGCUUCCUCCGCGCCUACCGCGAGGGGGCGCUACGCGGCGCGCUGCAGAGGUGCUUGGCUGCAGCACUCGCCCAGCCCUCGCUUCAGCUGCAACUGGAGCUGCGCGCCGGCGCGGAGCAGCUGGACUCUUUGCUGACGGACGAAGAGCGCUGUUUGAGUUGCAUCUUAGCCCAGAAGCCGGACAGACUGCGGGAUGAGGAACUCGCUGAGCUGGAGGAUGCGCUCCAGAAUCUGACUUUCGGCUCCGGGGGCCAGGGUGGCGACGUGGAGGUCUCUCCGGCCCCCUUGCAGUCCCUGGUCUCCUCUCCGUCGGAGAAGCCGCCGCCACCGUCUGGCCAUACUUUUCUAUUCCAGGGUCAGCCCGUAGUGAACCGGCCGCUGAGCCUGCAGGACCAACAGACGUUCGCGCGCUCCGUGGGCCUCAAAUGGCGCAAGGUGGGGCGCUCACUGCAGCGCGGCUGUCGGGCGCUGCGGGACCCAGCGCUCGACUCGCUGGCCUAUGAGUACGAGCGCGAAGGGCUGUACGAGCAGGCCUUCCAGCUGCUGCGGCGCUUUGUGCAGGCCGAGGGCCGCCGCGCCACGCUGCAGCGCCUGGUGGAGGCGCUCGAGGAGAACGAGCUCACUAGUUUGGCAGAGGACUUGCUAGGCCUGGCCGAUCCCGAUGGAGGCCUGGCUUAGACCUGGUCCCAGAGAAAGGGGCGGUCGGCCAGGUGCCCAGCGUGGGUCUGGAGCACCUGGAUGACCCUAGGACCCCUUCUGGUGCUACUGCCUACCGCUUAUACAUCCAUGGGACUCUGAGACCACACUUACAACCACACUUUGUCUGCUGGAGCUGCUGGGGCAGAGUUGACUGCCUUCCCCAGGAGCCAGACAAGCACCCACCAAGUUCGCUGGGGGUGUACUACUGCGGAUUCUGCCCCAGAUACUUACAGUGUGUGGGUGACAUGCUGCGGAGGUUAGCCUCACCCUCUGCCACCCCAGAAGAGGGGCUUCUGGCGAGCCCUCACCUCUUCACUCAUCGAACAAUUACUCAUUAAGCACCUGGACGUUUGGUAUUCUAGGCAUUAUCCUGGGUGCUGCAAAUACUGUGGUGAACAAGAUCCUGCCUGCCCCCACCUCAGACUCAGUGUGGAACCCUGGAUAUUAAGCAACGGUAAUAAAGUGUAACCCUUUUUUCUGA